This is a messenger RNA of Aptenodytes forsteri (emperor penguin), 1698 nucleotides long. RefSeq names its product synaptojanin 2 binding protein (gene SYNJ2BP). Gene Ontology annotation, molecular function: deubiquitinase activity; protein binding. The transcript has 7 exons. NCBI's taxonomy places the organism in Eukaryota, Metazoa, Chordata, Aves, Sphenisciformes, Spheniscidae. Gene Ontology annotation, biological process: protein deubiquitination. The record is from RefSeq and is a predicted model, not a curated record. Bases 1 to 1023 code for a protein of 340 amino acids.
AUGGAGAUAGAAGUUAACACAAGCACUACACCCAGCACCUUCCAACUAGCUAUGCACAACUGCGGCCUCUCCUGCCACGGCGUGCCCGUGGAAAUCGCCCGUGGCGGAUACACCGCUGCGGGGAAAGCCGGUGACCUGCGUGAGGGAGAGCUAGCUGGGUCCGGCUUUGUCUUCUGCGAGAAGAGCGGCCAGGAGCACCGGCUGCGGCUGGUGUCUCGGAUGAAGCAACUCAAAUUUGGUUUUUCCCAGGAGUUGCCAUCUCCAGUGCAGCUCCGGUUGCUUUCGAAUGAGAUGGCAGCUUUUUCUCAUCAGCUUUCUCUUUGGCUUACCUUAGGGCUGGGCUUCAACAUUGUUGGUGGGACAGAUCAGCAGUACGUUUCCAAUGACAGCAGCAUCUAUGUCAGCCGGAUCAAAAAGGAUGGGGCAGCUUACCUUGAUGGCCGAUUACAAGAAGGAGAUAAAAUUUUAGCGUACUGGAUAAAUGAAUACACCUCCACCUUGGGGAUUGGUGUCUUCCACUCUGGCAUCGAGAUCUACGGCAGAGAGUUUGCCUAUGGAGGGCAUCCCUACCCUUUCAGUGGGAUUUUCGAGAUCACACCUGGCAGUGCGGUAGAACUUGGCGAGACCUUUAAAUUCAAAGAAUCCAUUGCCUUGGGCACUACAGACUUCACAGAAGAGGACGUGGAUAAGAUUAUGGAAGAGCUGGGCAAGGAGUACAAAGGCAACGCGUACCACCUGAUGCACAAGAACUGUAAUCACUUCUCUGCUGCUCUGGCUGAGAUACUAUGUGGGAAAGAGAUCCCCCGCUGGGUGAAUCGCCUGGCCUACUUCAGCUCGUGCAUCCCCUUCCUCCAGAGCUGCCUCCCCAAGGAGUGGCUGACCCCAGCAGCACUGCAGAGCCACAUCAGUCUCGGCCUACACAAGGAGGAGCAGGGGGACACAACGGAUGAGGAGUCCCCCUCCACCUCCGCAGCCCCCUCAGCCUCAGGCACAUCGCGAACCUGUAGACAUACCCGGGUCUAAACUGUGCCCAGUAUGCCCUCAAACAACACCCUUCUCUCUCUUGUACUAUUUCUUUCUCACACCCUUUCGCACCCCUUGGUUUCUCUCUUCUCUUCUUCAAUGAACAACACAGGGGAGGGAAGACCCUUUCUACUAAGGAGGUGAAGCUUCAGUCCCUUUUCCAAGGGCUGCCACUAGAGUUGCUCGGCAAAAUGACUGUGAACCCCAACGCUGAACUGAGGAGUGUGGCAACUAACUGGAUUCUCCUCCCAGAGCCCCCAUGCUCCUUGAUCCAUGGAGAACUGCUGGCUCUCUUGGGCAUGACAGCAGGCGUACGGGCAGAGGGGCACCAUACUGUGAUGUUCCUUCUCUGGAACUGUUUUAUCUUUUUAUCUCUUCCCCCUUCCAUGUGAGCCCAGCAGCCUCCUCUCUAUUUUGGCUGGGUUUGCCAUUCCCCUAUGACAAAUCUCCUGCCCACACCCAGUGAAGGAAGCAGAGCCAGAACUCAACCUUCUCAUCUCUUAGACCAGCAACAAGCUCCACUCAGCCCCACCCCUUUUGUAAUUACCAGGUUUCUAACUCACGUGAAGGACAAAUGAAAGGUGCUGCUGUUCUACAACCACCAAUUUUCAGUACUCAAAUUUAAGAGCUCCAAUGAAUGUCCUGCUCUUGAAAAUAAUAACAAAGAACCUAGAA